AUGACCAAGCUUCAUUAUUUUUUAAAUAAUAUAGGCAUUGGUGGUGUACUUGUGUUCAUUGCUACAGAAUAUAACAAAAUGAAGUAUGGUAAAAAUAAACCUCCUGAACUAGAGUACAAGCUAAAGAUGGCAAAGGUACAAUUUAUUAUUAUUGCAUUUAUUUAUCUCACUACUCUGUACUACAGCAGUUAAGUUGUUGGAGUGUUAGGCUCAGCAUAUGCAUGACUCCAUGAACCUGUAAAUACAGACCUUUUUUAGUUUAAAAUUUGGAUACAUAUUAAUUUUUACAAAUAUUUAUGAGUUAAAAAUGCGUAAAAAUUUAUUCAUGUCAUAUACUCUUUAAGUUUUUUUGCUUAAUUUCCUCUUUUUUCACCAGAAAAGUUAGCACCAUUAUCUUUAUUGAAGGAGGGUAAGCCCUCUCUUGGUCACAAAUCUCUAACAAAUGCUCUAACAUUUGAAAACUUAUUUCCACCACCCUGACAUUCUUGCAAAUACUUGUAGUAGAAUGAUGAUGGCUAUCACGUUUUCCAGUCAAAGUGACUCGCGUUCACGUGCAAGUACUGUGUAGUAUCAAGAAAAUCUCCUACUAACAGUCGUCCUUGUCUUAGAAUCCAAUAGUCUCUAAUGGUGUCACCAUGACAAUAAUGAAAUGCCAUUGGAUAGUACAGUAUCACUGACUUUUCAAGGUAGUUAUCCUUACUUAUUCUUGAUUUUCAUUUGCGUUUUGUUUAAGAAAAAAGAUAUGGAAGGAGAUAAGGAUCAGUCCAUCAAGUUAUUGAAAGAAGCUCUCAAACUUAUCCAUGGAUAUUUUGAGAGAACCAAAAACAACAAACCAGAAUCAACUGAACAAGAAAAAAAGGACAAAAUAAAAACGCAUAAGUAUUUGAGAUACGUGCUGGAUCAGGUAAUAUUUGAAUUGAGUUGUAUAUUUUAUAUUUGGCAGAAAAACAGUUUUGCAGGAUACUGGUAAUCCAAAUGAUUAAAGGGAUGCAAAAAGUUAAAUUUUUGUGACUUUGUUUGCAACAAAUAAUAAAUAAUUAAUUAUUUUAUUAAAUGAAGUUAUUGACUCAUAUCUCUACAUUGUACUUUGAAGAAAUUGGGUUGUUCCAAAAAUAUCCACACUCCCUUCCCUUGAAAAAUCCCACUCAGGAUCCAAAGUAAGAUUUCAGAGGAUUCCAACAUGAUCCUAACCAAAGACCUUUCCAAAAUACUUUCCAAGAUCCUGUUAAAAAUUUUAUACAAUCCUAACCAGGAUCUUAUAAAAUUCUCCAUGAUUCUAACCAGGAUCUUAUUAUAAGGAUCCAAUAAGAUAAACUAUAAGGAUCCUAUCAUGAUCCUGUUUAAUCCCAUUAAGUGUUCUCGUAAAAUGCUAUCAGGAUCAAUCCCUUAGACUCCUACAAGAUAUUUUCAGCAUCCUAUAAUUUUCAACAAAAUAGAAAUCAAACAUCAGAAAUUUCACAAAAAAAUAUUCUGGAUAAAUGGGAAUGCGAAAUUGUUUGAGACAAAAUUACCAUAUUACCAGUUAAGUGCUCUAAUCAGUUAGCUGCAUGCACAGGGUAGUUCAUCAUCCUGUUUAAUAUUUCACAGGAUUCUGUUGAGUCCUGCAGAAUCCCGUACAGGAUCCCAUAGGAUCUUCUCCAGAAUUAAUUAGGAGUCCAUAGGAGAUCCUGUAGGAUCUUGUCCAGAAUUGAUAACCAGUCCAUAGGAUGUUGUCUAGGAUCCCGUAGGAUCUUGUCCAGAAUUCAUUAGGAGUCCAUAGGAUGUUGUCUAGGAUCCCGUAGGAUCUUGUCCAGAAUUGAUUAGGAGUCCAUAGGAUCUUGUCUAGGAUCCUGUAGGAUCUUGUCCAGAAUUGAUAAUCAGUCCAUAGGAUGUUGUCUAGGAUCCCGUAGGAUCUUGUCCAGAAUUGAUUAGGAGUCCAUAGGAUGUUGUCUAGGAUCACUAAGCAAUUUGUCCAGAAUUGAUGAGGAGUCCAUAAGAUGUUUUCUAGGAUCCUGUGGGAUCUUGUCCAGAAUUGAUUAGGAGUCCAUAGGAUGUUUUCUAGGAUCCCGUAGGAUCUUGUCCAGAAUUGAUUAGGAGUCCAUAAGAUGUUUUCUAGGAUCCCGUAGGAUCUUGUCCAGAAUUGAUUAGGAGUCCAUAAGAUGUUUUCUAGGAUCCUGUGGGAUCUUGUCCAGAAUUGAUUAGGAGUCCAUAGGAUCUUGUCUAGGAUCUCAUAGGAUCUUGUCCAGAACUGAUUAGGAGUCCAUAGGAUCUUGUCUAGGAUCCCAUAGGUUCUUGUCCAUAAUUGAUUAGGAGUCAUAGGAUGUUGUCGAGAAUCCUGUAGGAUGUUGUCCAGAAUUGAUUAGGAUUCCAUAGGAUGUUGUCUAGGAUCCCGUAGGAUCUUGCCCAGAAUUGGUUAGGAGUCCAUAGGAUGUUGUCUAGGAUCCCAUAGGAUCUUGUCCAGAACUGAUUAGGAGUCCAUAGGAUCUUGUCUAGGAUCCCAUAGGUUCUUGUCCAUAAUUGAUUAGGAGUCAUAGUAUCUUGUCUAGGAUCAUCUAGGAUCCUGUGUAGGAAUGUGUCUAGAAUUUUGUUUAGGAUUGUCAAGGAUCCUAGAUGGGAACCAACAUGAUCAUGUCAAUGAGUUUUUUAGGAUUCCAAAGGAUCUUGUCUACCAACAUGUCAAGGGUGCUUUAGGAUUCUAUAGGAUCUUUCUAGGAUUGUCCAGGAUCCUAGGUAGGAACCUACACUAUCAUGUCAAGGAUUCUUUAAGAUACCCGCCUGUUCAUGACCUCUGUAGGCCUUUUUCACAAACCUUGUCUGUGCAUCUGAACUGCUUCAAUAGACACUUUCUUAUUUCUUAAUUCAUACACAUGUUAAUGUAUUUUGUUUUUAAUUAUAGUUGGCAAAUUUGUCAUUCCAACUUCAAAAAUGGAGUGAGGUAAAUGUACUGAGAUGUAACACAUGUUUGGUUUUAAACCUCUCAACUACUGAUAUUAGAAUCAAAAGUGAUACCCUUUGCCUGUAAUAUUCCCCACAUAUUUUAGCUUGAUCAUUGUUUAAAGAAUCUAUCUCCAUUUCUCUAGAAGGUUUUAAAGUCAGGAUUCCACCUAAUCUCUUAAUUUUUUUUUCAAUUUUAAGUUAAAUAUUGGUUUUGAUAUUACAAAUAAAACAUGUUUUGUAAUGCUUUUGUUGAGAUGGCCAUGUUUACUAAUCAGGCACCAAUCAACCAUGCAGCCUAUAUAAAUUCUGACUUCCUGUACCUUUAGGUUGCAUGCACACUUAAAUUUUUUUUAUUGUAUGUGCUUACCUUCUAACAACCAACACCACUUAGCUUCUCACUGAAGAAGGGCAAAACCCAAAACUUUUGAACUGUUUAUAGCACUUUUGUUCAACUUUACCGUUACAUAUUGUAGUAACAAGUAUACGGGAAGUUUUCUGAUUAUUUUUUACGAUCAAAUGUUUUAUACAGUAUGCUCCUUUGGUUCUUUGCUUACAGUUAGGUGCCCAUUAGAUUCUACAGGAUGUAUACUUAAAGUACAUAAAGUAAUAAUGGUUGUAUGUCUGGUCGAUUGUUCUUCUGUAUUAAACUUAUGAUGCAUCUUCCUUCUAAUUUUUAGGCAGAGCACUAUUUUCGCCUACUACUACAAGAUCUUUUAUCAUCGGAUAUCCCUAAGGUUAGUCAUGGUUUUAAAUGGGACAAUGAUUGUUAUAACGAAUUCUCAUGAAUUUUUUUCUUCACAUUAUUAGGAUGAUGAUGGAGUAGUUGAAGUAUCCCUCAAGCUUUCCAUAGCUUGCGCUCACCAAGAAAAGUGAGUUGAUCAAACUGUCUGUAAAGUUUUUAUUUAAGAUUUGUUUAAAUUGCUACCUACCUUUACAGAUACAUGCCUCUAGCCUGAAAAGUUACCCCUUUUAAGCAGAAAAUCCCCAUUACAGGGAAGGAGCUUGAUUAAGGGAGAAGAGAACAGUUGCUGAUGUGUCAAUUUUAUUUGCAGACAUGAACUUGCUGCUCAAGGAUUCCAGUGGGCAACAGAUACUAUACAGAAGAAAGUAAAUGAAUCUCCAGAUGUAACAGAAAACAGGUAAGGUACAUCACUCUUAACAGCUGACAUUUUCUCCACACAGUUUCCUUACACUUCCUAUUAUUCCGAUGAUGAGAAUUUGUUUUUUUCAAUAUGCGAAAAUUCAGUCUAGCCACAUACGCAACGCCCCCUUUCCCCCUUUCACUUCCCCCUUCCCGUCCCCCCCCUUAUCCCCCCUUCCCCUUUUGCCCUUCCACCUGCCCCCUCCCCCCUUACCCCCUCCACGCUUCCCCCCUUCCUUCUAACAGGGUAUCUCUCAUUGCCUUCUUCUGCUGUUGGCCCAGUGGAACUGACAAGAGUUGGCUAUUCAUAAGCUAACAUUGUAUGAUUGUAUUUCAGCAAGGCGCUGCUAGGUGUGUGCCUUGAGGGGUGGGGGACGUAUCUCCUUUCACAAGACAAACCCACUGAAGCUGCGCAGUUGCUGACUAGGGCAUUGAAGGUUUCUAAAGAGGUUCUGGGAGAGGAUCAUGAGCAGGUAUGUAGCUGAAUUAACCGACCACAGAAGGUACCUUUAAAGACCCAAGGUACCAGAAAAUUACCUGUUACCAUAAAUACGUGCCCGGACGCUUAUAACAAGAAGAACAAAAAUAUGCGAAAGAAACAGUUGCGUUAAAACGUGUAUUUUCGGGAUAGAAUUUGUAACCCUGAAUCCCACUUGAUAGACCAGCGUUCAAUUUACUUACUGCUAACAGUGGAGAGAUUAUAACUUCCGCCCUUCGCCAUUACAUGUAGUCCCUGCUCCUUGUGCGCUCAAAUUCGCGCUUUGCUUUUUGCUUGCCGUUUAUUUACUGCUCGAUCUCCGGGCUUAUCCCUCUGACCAUCCAAUACAAGGCUAAUAAAUGAAAUUAGAGACCUUUGGAAUCGAGGACGUGGCCGAGAUUUGACUUUUUCUUGUUUCGUGUAUUCUCCAAAAAGACAUCUCGAAGAGCUUCAUUUUACUUUUUUUUUUAAUCAGUAAAGUUGACAGGGUUAUUUUAUUGAAGAAGUUUAUGCCCUCUUCCGAUCGCAAAAUGAUAAUACUUCUAAAAUUUGACAACUUGUUUCCGUCACUACGAACUUUAUGCUAAACUCGUAGUAGAAUGACGACGGCUACCACAUUUUCCCGCCAAAAUGACGCUGGUUCACGCGCGAGCACUACUUAGUAUUGAGAAAAUCUCGUUCGCCUAGUCUUGCUCACCUUGGAAUCUAACGGUCUCUAUUUUAAACUUGUUUUUAGACCACAGUGGUCCUUAAUAACCUAGCCAAGGCUUAUGCUGAGAGUGGAAAGUACGAACUGGCUGAAGAAAUGGCCAGAGAAGCUGUGCACAUUGCUGAACAGACUCAAAACACUCAUUUGUCACGCUUCGUGGCCAAUCUAGGAACCAUCCUUAACCUGGAAGGUAUACAUCUAUUAACAUGUUGCCGUGUGACCAUGAAAGUCAGUCAAUAAGGCCUGGUUGUAGCAGUUUGGAAGUUGGAUAGCGCCCCGGGGGGGGGCACUUUAGAAAUUUCUGGGUGGGGAUGUGCCGCUGGGACCCUGGAACCCUUAACCUUUACCAGAGCUAGUUCAGCUGAAUUUUGCUACCCUAUACUAGAGUAAACUCCCAAAAUCCCCCCUAUCCUAGAGUAGCUGUUUCCCUAGUCUAGGUAAAAUCUUCAACCAACUGAUCAGUUUCCUGAAAAAUGAUACCCUAUUCUAGACCCAAACGUUCUGAUUUAUAUACCCUAUCCUAGAGUAAACUGCUUGAAAACCAUACCCUUCACAGCGGCACAUACCUAUUUAUCCACCCUGUCCCAGAAUACACCGUACGAAAACCUUACCCUGCACCCCGCGCCUGACCUGUUUGCCCCACCUAUGGCCGUCCCCCCCCCCCGGGGGUAGGCGUAUCCCCUGGGUAAAGCGGCGGCGGGGGGAGGCGUUUCAGGGGGGGGGGGGGUGGGGUGGGAGGUGCUUCCUUAUAUAAGUCACAUAGGUUUGUGCCGCCCCAAAAGAUAUAGUUUUUGCGCCUUUUCGGUCUGAGAACGGGUAUAAAUUUUGUCCAUUUUGGUCUGGAAUCGGGUAUGGUUUUCAAGGGAACAACGGGAGAGUAUGUUUCAAUUCCAUAUGAAUAAGAAAGAAAGAGAUAUAUGCGAAUUCGAAAAGCUUUUUAAGAAAUCUUCUUGUUUGCGCUCUAAUCUAAGUAAUGAUGACAUAAUUUCUUAGACGCCAGUUCUGAAAACGGGUGUUCUUUGAUCUGAAAUAGGGUCAGGAUUUGGAGAACCGGGCGGCACACACCCCCACCAAGAAUUCCUAGGAGUACCCCCCCCCCCCCGGGAUACGCUUUUGGGAAAUGUAUUGGACUAUCCAGUGGAAAGAGAUUUUUUCGGCGGAUAGCGCCUAUGUGCGUUAUCCUGCGUAUAGUGAUUUAUCCGGUUGGUAACGUUAUGCACCUCUUUAACAACUGACUCCCUUCUGAACUGGGCCUGGUGUUUAGGCAGUUAAUUCUUGAUGCGUUUUUAAGUGCGAUAUCCAGACGGGGGGGGGAGCAGCUGAUCCCAGUAUGAAAGAAACGGGGAUACUUGUCAGAAAAUUAGACUUUUAGGGCAAAUUUGCAUCUUUCAUCUGGCUCCUUUGGCUGCUACACACUUUUUUCCUUUGUUAUGUUUAUUUCAAUGUAUAGUUAGCCAUGUUUUUACUUCUUUUUUUCUUAUUGUUGUUGUAUUGUAAUUGAAUUAGUGUGAAUAAAUGAACUUGGAACUUGAUUAGGGCGCCUACGAUGUGAACACCACUUAUUAAAUGUUUUGGCAACUAGCGUAAAAAAUACCCCGAGGGAGGGUUAAAUUGCGCUUUAAGUUGCCGCUUUAAUUGCGGAAAAUUCUGACCUAUUAAUUUCCCGUGUUAACGGACCGUUAAGCCCUUUAUUUAGCCUGCGAAGUGCUCGGGAUUGUUGUGCCCGGGGUACUUGACUGGCUCCCAAUCUUCGACAUCUUCAUGCGGCUCGGCCGCCACAAAACUACAGCACUCCCGCUAAUCCUGCCAGCUACGCAGGCUGCCCUUUAUUUUGGUUUCAACCCAAAUAACUGAUAAUGAGAGGUUAGCCUUCGUUUCUGGCGGGAUUACCGGACGUGCUGUUGUUUCUUGGCGGCGGAUCCGAGAAAAGAUUGAGAGCCUGAGCAUGACAAGGAACAAGUCAACGGAUUUCCCUCGCGACUUCGCCUCUCGCUCCUCGCGGCUCCGCCGCGAAGAAGGUAUCCCACGCAUAACAAUCCCGCCAGCUACGCAAGCUAGUGAUAGGCUAACAAGUCGCUUUGUUCCUUCCCUUAAGGUAACGUUUCAAAAGCAAAGGAAGCUCUGAAGAGAGCGCUUAAGCUAGCAGACGAGGCAAAAGAUGAAGAAACGAAAGAAAUGAUAACCGACAGCUUAGCAGAGAUGGAAGGAUGA
Messenger RNA from Porites evermanni, 7455 nucleotides. The record is from the annotation of a GenBank genome assembly. Lineage: Eukaryota; Metazoa; Cnidaria; Anthozoa; Scleractinia; Poritidae.